AGCUUGCUGUCAGCAGUCCCGAUGGCAAGGCUGUGGCAUCUCAUGCUCCUUUGCUGGGCCUGGAGCCCUCUGUGUCUGUCCGCCGAUGUGGGCUUCUUGGGUUCACCACAGGAGUGCGAAAAGGCUCACUUUGUCCCUGGUUACAACCUGGGUGGAGAAGGCUUCAACAUCGUCACGAUGGAGCGGAAAGGUGCCUAUGUCAUCGACACGGAAACAUGGAACCUCGGCAACAACACUUGCAGGAUGUUCAGCAACGGCUACAUGAACCGGGAGAGACAGAAGGUCCCAGCUGCCAUGGUGGACUGGAGAACCCUCCCAAAGUGCAGUUUAAAGGUCUCCAGUGUAGUCUACGAUUCUGUUGAAACUCUUGUCAAUGACUCCACCUCGUCUGUGUCCAAUGAUUGGAAAAUUGGCCUUGAAAUCCCUGUAGACCCGUCUGUUACUCUUGGUGUUGGCUUUGGAGGUUCCCAUUCGAAAGAAUCUAGCUAUGCCAUGCAAAAGUCAAAACAAGACCACUUCACCUUCUUUCGCCAUUCUGUCGACUGUAGCUUCUAUCGCUACAGAUUGGCAACAAAUCCACCACGGAGUCGUAGCUUUGAAUCAGCCAUGAGCUCUCUUCCAUCCUAUUCAUAUCAAACAUCGUCACUAUAUCGCAGUCUGAUUGACACAUAUGGUACACAUUACAUAACACAAGUGUCUCUAGGUGGGCAAAUAAAAGCAAUCACUUCUGUCAAGAUCUGCCAAGCAACCAUGAGUGGGCUGUCGGCAACAGAAGUCGAUGACUGUUUGUCAGUCGAGGCCUCUGCUACCUUUGCUAGCACUGCCAGCAUUAAGGCGAUGAACAAACACUGUCAGGGACAGAAGAAGAAGUUAGGCUCCAGCCAAAGUUUCAGCAGCGCUUUUAAUGACCGCAGCACAGAAGUCAUUGGUGGAGACGUUGACGGCAACAUCCUCUUUGAAAGCCAAUCGAACCCCUCUGCCUAUAACAACUGGCUUAAGUCACUGAAGACCACACCUGAUGUGGUCCAAUACAGCCUGAGCCCCCUGCACACCAUACUGCCAAGCAGCCAUUCUGCCAGGGCCGGACUGAAGCAAGAGGUGGAGAAGUACAUCAAGGACAACGCAGUGUUGAAAAAGUGCUCAGAAACCUGUAAGAUUGGUCACAGAUCUAACAAAAGGGAUCCUUGUGCUUGUGUUUGCAACAGUAGUAGGAAUGUCAAGUCAAACUGCUGUCCUGCUGGGAAAGGUCUUGCAACAUUGAAGGUCUUCAAGCUCUAUGCACAAGGGUUGUAUGGUGAUUUGUGGGAUCAGACAGAUGGUUCAGUGGAGGUGAAAUAUGGAGAUCAGCAUAAACGCACUCAAAUCAUUAGUAACAAUGACAAUCCUAGAUGGUCGGAGAGCUUUAUGUUUGGACCCAUCGUGAUUAGCAUGCAAAACAAACUCACGUUCAGUGUUUAUGAUGAGGACAGUUACUGGGAUAGUGAUCUGUUAGGCCAGUGCUUUAUUGAUCUGCGUCAAGGGAGAGUGAGUGACUCUUGCAUGUUGAAUCAUGGCACCUUAUUCUUCUCCUACAUAGUAGAGUGUGCACCAAGUCUCAGCGGGGACCAAUGUCAAGAAUACACACCAUCCCCCAUGAGUACCUCUCUGGCCAAGGUCUUCUACACCAGAAACGGGGUCCUUCUCGGGACCGAGGAGAGUAAUGCCAUACCAGACGUUCAGUCAGGGUUGAGGUCAGCAGUAGACGAUGAGAGUGAUGAUAGAGCAACUGUUUGAUUUUCUGAUGAUCUUGAAUGUAGUUAAUAGCAUCUUUCACUCUGUUACUCUUUCUUUGUUUUACUCGUGUUUGCAAAAAAACACAAAUUUAAUCCAAAAAUGUGUGUGUUUUAUAAUCAUUCUUUUCUUCUGCUUCUUCCUUGUAAAUUACAAGAUCUGCCAAUAAAGCAUC
Molecule: messenger RNA, 1945 nt
Organism: Anoplopoma fimbria (sablefish)
Lineage: Eukaryota; Metazoa; Chordata; Actinopteri; Perciformes; Anoplopomatidae
Product: perforin-1-like
Exons: 3
Coding region: 22-1773 (583 amino acids)
Biological process (GO): immune response
Cellular component (GO): membrane attack complex
Source: RefSeq, a predicted model, not a curated record